Messenger RNA from Coccinella septempunctata (seven-spotted ladybird), 1386 nucleotides. Its product is annotated as lysophosphatidylserine lipase ABHD12-like. Gene Ontology annotation, molecular function: phosphatidylcholine lysophospholipase A1 activity; monoacylglycerol lipase activity. The transcript has 6 exons. The record is from RefSeq and is a predicted model, not a curated record. Bases 96 to 1187 code for a protein of 363 amino acids. Lineage: Eukaryota; Metazoa; Arthropoda; Insecta; Coleoptera; Coccinellidae. Gene Ontology annotation, biological process: monoacylglycerol catabolic process; phosphatidylserine catabolic process. Gene Ontology annotation, cellular component: endoplasmic reticulum membrane.
GCACGUGUUACCCCAUGUUAUUUUGCAGUUAAUUUUAACCUAAAUUGAAUCAGAGUUCAAUUUAUUUAUCCAUAGUUCUCCUUUAUAUCGAUAAAAUGUCUGGUCGAAGUAAAACUAACUUGAAGGAAUGUUCCUAUGAACCUGUUAAGAAAUCAGAUGAAAUUCCUAAAAGAAUAAAAAAUAGCGUAGCAUUUCAUUGGUCCAAAACGAAGCAAAAUCGAUAUAUGUGGGUACUUUACCUCAUUCUGGGAAUACUCCUGGUCAUACUUUUGGGGAUAUAUAUAGUUAUUCCUGUAGCUUUCAAAUAUAGUGGUGAAUUCCAGAGGAUGUUGGUGUUUCAAAACAUGUUUAAUCUACCAAAACACAGCAACUACAGCGAUCUUUCAGCUUUUGGUUUAAAAGGCGCCAGAAAUUUUCGCUUAAAACAUCAUGAUGUUGAUAUUGGUGUUUGGCAUAUUUUGCCAUCAUCCAUGAAUCUGAAUAAUGUUAGUGAUUCAAUAUUCGAGGAAAGCCUUAAGAAAGCACCCCGUAUUUUGCUGUACAACCAUGGGAAUACAGGAAGCAGAGGAACAUCCUACAGGGUGGAAAUGUACAAGUUUUUAAGGAAACAUUUUCAUGUUAUAACAUACGAUUAUAGAGGUUUUGGAGAUUCAACUGGCGAUCCAAGAUCAGAAAGUGAUGUGGUAAAGGACAGCAUCUUCAUGACGCGUUGGGUGCUCAGCAAGCUGUCUUCUAGGGCACAUUUAUUUUUAUGGGGUCAUUCCAUGGGUUCUUCUGUAACAUUGGCGGCUGCUAAAGCGUUGAAAAGGGAAAAUCUGCGACCAACAGGGAUAGUUCUAGAAGCGUCUUUUUAUACUGGUAGAGAAGCUAUUGCCUCUACUCCUUCAUGUAAGUUUUUCAGGUUUCUCCCUUGGUUCAGCACGUGCAUAAUAGAUCCACUGAUGGAAAAUGAUUUUCGUUUUCCAAGCUACGAAUAUAUUUUAGAGACAGAUUGCCCAGUACUGAUAGUCCAUUCAAAGGAUGAUGGAACUAUUUCCUAUAAACACGCAGAAAAGCUGUAUAAAGAAACCCUGAAAAAUAGGACUGAAGCACAAGGAUCAGUGGAAUUUGUAACAUUCAGCGAAAAAUUGAAUUGUGGCCACAAUCACCUCUAUAGAGCACAAAAUCUAUCAGAUGUUAUUGAGUGAGUAUUUUUCAAUUUUAAAAUCUUGAUCAAACAAAUCUCCUUUGCAGGAAAUUUGUGAGAAAAGCCAUCGAAGAGAGUGAAGAGCUAAAUUUGAACGAGUUGUGAUUAUUUUUAUUUUUAAAAACUACCAUUGAAUAAUGUGUUAACAAGACUAAAAGCUCAAUGUGUAAUUCUUGCAAUAAAAGUUUUUGAACCGUUCA